CUGAUAAACAUAGAUAUCGACAUCAAGAUCAAGAUCAAAAUGUCGUCAAAGAAGAAUGUGCAGUUCAAGGGAAGUUGUGAUCAUGAAAUGAUUAACAAAAUCUACUCUUCGUGUCUUGAUGAGCUUAUGGAGCAUGAAAAAGUGGGGAUGAAAAAGCUGAGAGUUGAAAUUCACCGCAUUGUAAAUCAGAAAACAGACUUUAAAGUCACCAUCUAUCUUAACAAAUUGGGACCGGUCACCAUACAGGACGGUAGACGAGUGCUCCAAGAAUUGGUUGUACAAUUUAAGGAAAAUGGUGAUAUAGAUUAUGUGUGGGGAGAACAAAAAUAUGUUCGUGAAUAUGAUUUUUUUGAUUAA
This is a messenger RNA of Mytilus trossulus (common blue mussel), 357 nucleotides long. RefSeq lists its product as uncharacterized. The coding region runs from base 40 to 357 and encodes 105 amino acids. The record is from RefSeq and is a predicted model, not a curated record. The transcript has 3 exons. Lineage: Eukaryota; Metazoa; Mollusca; Bivalvia; Mytilida; Mytilidae.